AUGUCUCCAAACCACACCUGGACGAAGUUAGCCGAGUUCCAAGGCGAAGAUGCGUUAGUCAAGUUUCGCUGGGAGCGAUUUUGCUGUUCUGCCAUAUUUUGGGUGAGGACGCGCUGGUGUAUGAUUUGCCCCGGGGACCACUCGAUGGCUGAGCGGCGCCUUCGCUGUCAGAGUCCAGACUGCAAAGGAACUGUUAAUUGUGCAACGCUCUGGAAAGUGCAUGAGUGCCCGACUUCGAAGCGGUGGCUUGCGUACACAAAUGGCCAGCCACACGCGCGUGAAGACAUAGCGUGUUCGUUACCUCCUCGCGCCAAGGUGACACGUGAAAUGCGCGACUACAUCCAGCGAAUGGACGAAAACGCGGUACCACCACGCUUAAUCUGGAGCAACAUGCUUCGUGCACCUGAAAUACCGACUCCAGUGCUUGGGUUUCCGACGUGCCCUCAAGUUCCGCGUAGUGUCAAGUACAAUCGAUGGCUGCAGGGGUCUAGAACGCGAAGGCCUUCGUUGCUGGAGUGGAUCCCGACACCGCGUUUGUGUUUGGAAAUCGUGAAGAUGAGCACGGCUUCCCUUUUGUUGGGAACGGGGAAGAUGAUGAACCGUUGA
Messenger RNA from Phytophthora sojae, 606 nucleotides. RefSeq lists its product as hypothetical. The coding region runs from base 1 to 606 and encodes 201 amino acids. The record is from RefSeq and is a predicted model, not a curated record. Lineage: Eukaryota; Oomycota; Peronosporomycetes; Peronosporales; Peronosporaceae. The transcript has a single exon.